AUGACGCAACGCCAGCGCCCUCUCUCAUUGGCCGCCGCUGGCCCCUCGGUGGCCGUUGCCAGGCGGAGCGGCGGAAGGUGGCGGCGCGGCCGCGGCGGGAGGGAUGAAACCGGCUCCGGGACGGCGGCGGCGGCGGUUGCCAUGGGGCGCGUACGCGGGGUCCGGGGGCCGCUGCGGCCCGGAACGGGAGCGGGGCACGGGCCCGCGGCGUUCGCCGCCUCCGGAGCGGGGCUGACACCGGGGGAUGCGCUGCCCGCUCCGUGCCUCCUUGCAGAUGCCGGGGCGCCGCCGGUGAUCUCGCUCCUGGAGGGCCGCGUGUACCAUGAGUCGUCCCCGCAUCACUUCUGCUACACCAACACGCACAAGCCGCGGUGGCACGAGAUCUGGACCAGGAUGCAGAUCCGGGUGAACAGCAGCCGCAUGAUCCGGGUCACCCAAGUGGGCAGCGAGGAGGAGCUGGGCGAGUCGAGCGUGUGGAGUUUCCUUUCGUCCUUCCUAAAGGAGAAGCUGAACGACACCAGCAUCGACGUGGACCUCUACAGCAAGAAAACCUGCCUCAAGGUGGAGCUGCUGGAGGACGGCACCGUGUACUGCGUCGUCCUCUUCCGACGCUUCGACCCGAAGCUGUUCCUGGUGUUCUUCCUGGGCCUGUUGCUGUUCUUCUGUGGGGACGUGCUGAGCAGGAGCCAACUCUUCUUCUACUCGGCCGGGAUCAGCUUUGGCUUGCUGGCUUCAUUGCUCAUCCUCAUCUACAUGGUCUCCAAGGUCCUGCCCAAGAAGAACCAUGUUUACUUGCUGCUGGUGGGGGGCUGGUCCUUCUCCCUGUACCUGCUUCAGCUGAUCUUCAAGAACCUACAGGAGAUCUGCAGGACCUACUGGCAGUACCUGCUGGGUUACCUGCUCCUCAUGGGCUUCGUGAGCUUCGGCAUCUGCUACCGCUACGGCCCAUUGGAGAAUGAGCGCAGCAUCAACCUCCUCUCCUGGGCCCUGCAGCUCCUGGGCCUCUUACUGAUGUACUCAGGCAUCCAGAUCCACCCCAUCGCCUUGGCCUUGGUGGUCCUUGCCUUCUGCACCAAGAACCUGGACUACCCAUUGCAGUGGGCUUUCGCUGCCUACAGGAGGCUGCAGGGCGCCUGGCUCGGGCCGAGCCCCCCACGCCUGCUCACGGAGGAGGAAUUCCGGCUCCAGGGCGAGGUGGAGACCCGCAGGGCCCUCGAGGAGCUUCGGAGCUACUGCAGGAGCCCGGAUUUCUCUGCCUGGACAGCGGUGUCCCGCAUCCAGGCGCCCAAGAGGUUUGCUGACUUCGUGGCCGGCGCCUGUCACGUCACCCGCGACGAGGUCUCUGUCCACGAGCGCGAGUACGGCCUCGGUGGCAUCUUCCUUGAGGACCAGCUCUUCGAGGAGGAGGAGGAGGAUGAAGAUGAUGAUGAUGAUGAUGCCUCCCUUGCCAGGAAUCACACCUGUAACUCCCUGCCCUACAACCACCUGGGUGCUCAUUGAGGUUGGCUGCCCUGCACGGAGGUGAGGGGCAGAACUGCUGCUGCUGCCCCAUUGGAGCCCCUCUUCCCGCGCCAGCACCUCCGGGCUCUGCUGGGAGCCUCCCUGGCUAUGGGGUGGGGACGGAGCGGAAGUGCU
This is a messenger RNA of Pezoporus occidentalis (night parrot), 1635 nucleotides long. It is a transcript of the gene NEMP1, whose product is annotated as nuclear envelope integral membrane protein 1. The coding region runs from base 1 to 1500 and encodes 499 amino acids. Gene Ontology annotation, cellular component: nuclear envelope. The record is from RefSeq and is a predicted model, not a curated record. The transcript has 9 exons. Lineage: Eukaryota; Metazoa; Chordata; Aves; Psittaciformes; Psittacidae.